This is a messenger RNA of Dryobates pubescens (Downy woodpecker), 990 nucleotides long. RefSeq names its product olfactory receptor 8I2. The coding region runs from base 1 to 990 and encodes 329 amino acids. The transcript has a single exon. Gene Ontology annotation, biological process: G protein-coupled receptor signaling pathway; sensory perception of smell. The record is from RefSeq and is a predicted model, not a curated record. Gene Ontology annotation, cellular component: membrane. Gene Ontology annotation, molecular function: olfactory receptor activity; G protein-coupled receptor activity; odorant binding. Lineage: Eukaryota; Metazoa; Chordata; Aves; Piciformes; Picidae.
AUGGCCCCAGAGGCUGGAGGGAACCUGACUCUUUCGCCUGGCUUUAUCCUCCUGGGUUUCUCUGAAGUCCCAGAGCUCCAACCCACCAUCUUCACCCUUUUCUUCUCUCUCUAUGCUUUCGUGGUGCUGGGCAACCUGAGCAUGCUGCUGCUGAUCAAGGCUGACCCCCAGCUCCACUCCCCCAUGUACUUCUUCUUGACCCACUUAGCUCUCAUCGACAUCUGCCUUUCCUCUGCCAUCAGCCCCAAAGCUCUGGAGACCUUCCUGCUGGGGAGAAGCCACAUCUCUUUCUUGGGUUGCUUUGCCCAGAUGUAUUUGCACCUUGCUCUGAUCAUCUCAGAGUGCCUCCUCCUGGGGGUGAUGGCUUACGACCGCUACGUGGCCGUGUGCCAGCCGCUGCUGUACGCCGCCACCGUGUCCAAGGCACGCUGCUGCAGCCUGAUGGUGCUGGUGUACACCCUGGGCUUCCUCAGCUCCCUGCUGCACUGUGCCCUGGCAGGGAGGUUGUCCUUCUGCCGAGCCAGGAGCAUCAACCACUUCUUCUGCGAGCUGCCCACCCUCCUGCGGCUCUCCUGCUCCGACAGCCGCCCGAACGAGACCUUCCAGGCUGUCCAGGCUGGGCUUUACAUCAUGAGCUCCCUCCUGAUGAUCCUCUUUUCCUACACCUCCAUCCUCCACGCCAUCCUGCAGAUCCCUGGGGCCAGGGGGAGGCUUAAAGCCUUCUCCACCUGCACUUCCCACCUGAUUGCUGUCGCCGGCUUCUACGCCCCGGGGGUGAUUGCCUACCUUCAGCCUGGCCAGGGGCGCCGGUGGCAGGGGACAAAGCUGGUUUCAGCCUGGUACACCAUCCUGACUCCCAGCCUCAACCCCCUCAUCUACAGCCUGAGGAACGAGGAGGUGAAGGGGGCCCUGAGGAGGAUGUGGGUGAGGAAGCUGGGGCCACAUCUAGCCAGGUUUGGAAAAGGUAUUUCAGCACCCUGGAGGGAAUGA